GAAUUAGACUGUUUUGUGAACAAAACUUUCUUUGUGUUUUUAUGUCAAUUUCAAUUUGAAAACAGAAAACACUUUCAGUUUUCUAAAAUUAUUGGAUCAAAAUGCAAAAAGAAUUAAAACCAUUAGAAGAACAAGUGUUCUCGAUAUCUAAUCGUUUAAUUUGUUUUAUGUGUAAAAAAAAAAUGAAAAUGAAACGCAGUAGAUCUUUAUCUCCUAAAGCUUCAAGUAGUGAAGAAGAUAUGAAACGUAUUAAAUUUGAAGAAAAUGAGAAGACAAAUAAUAUAAUAAUUCAUCCACAUAUAUUAGACUUCUCAGAUGAUGUUUUGUUAAAUAUAUUUAAAUAUUUGAAUCCUAAAGAUCUUAUGGCAAUAAAUUUAUCUUGUCAACGAUUAGGCCAAAUAGCACAAGAUAAAACUUUAUGGAGAAGGGUAGAUUUUCGAGAAACACCUAUGUUAUUAAAUGACUUAAAAGAAUAUAUAAAAUUUCUUCAACCUAUAACAACAAGCCUUGCUAUGCGUGGUGAUUUAUAUUGUGAACAUGACACAGAACUUAGUCCUUGUUUUUUUAAUUCAAUUAAGACUAUAUGCACUCAAUUAAAAGAAUUGAUUAUUGAGGAAUAUUGCAUUAAUGGAGACAAAAUUCAAAUAACAGAUUUUCCAAGUACAAUAGAAAAACUUUCAUUAGAAGGUUGCAAAAUGGGAUAUUUGCGUAGUAAUAAAUCAUAUUUUUUCAAAAUGAAUUUCCAUAUGCCUAAUUUAACAUGUUUAAUUCUAAGUAAUUGCCAAUGGUUUACUCCACAUUCAUUAUUGGUUAUUAGUAAAAUGCCAAAAUUGAAAGAAUUAAGGCUAAAUUCUUGUCACCGUUUAGGUGAAUGUGUAGCAUAUACUAGUUUAGCUACAAGAUUUGGAUUUAAAACAUUAGAAAUUCUUGAUUUGCGAGAUACUGCACUUGGUGAUAGUGAAGUUGGAUGUUUCAGUUGUACUAAAACUUUGACACAUCUUUAUUUAGAAUGUCCUUCCAGUUUACGAAAUGCAGAAUUACCUGAUUCAGAACCUCGACCUUUACAACGUGAAGUUUUGAAUCAACUUCCUGUAUAUGAAGAUGGCAAUCUUGCACAAUUUCUUGUCGAAGAUGGAUUUCGUUGGGAAAAUUAUAUGUUUGGACGUUGUUUAAUAACAGACAGAGCAAUUUGUGCUCUUGGAAGUGAUACUUGUGAUCGUAUAAUCAACAAUUCUGCAGAAGAAGUUAUAGUUGUAGAAGGAGAUAAACGAAUAUUUAAUAAUCCUCAUUUAAAAACAUUGGUUGUUAGAAAUUAUCCACAUGUUACAAAUUCAAGUCUUGUUCACUUGGCUUUAAAUGCAUCAAAUCUCGAACACCUUGAUGUAAGUGGCACAUCUGUUACAAGGCAAGGUGUUGAAACUUUUAAAUCACAGAGACCGAAUGUUAAAAUAAUUACUUCUUUUGAUGAAACAUAGUUGUAACAGAUAUCAAACGUGUAAAUUUAACAUAAUUAAGAGAUUUAAAUAUAUGUUUAAACAUGUUUAAACAUCAGUAAUUAAACAUAAGCAUUUGAAAAAGUUUUCAGAAUUAUUCUGAAAUCAUCAAUGACUCGACAUUUUAUUAUUAAAUAAAUUUAUUUUGCGCAAAAAAUGAAUAGAACAAAUUAAGAAUUAGAAAUAAUUUUUUUUACUUUUAUUAAAUAAUAAAUAAAUUAUAAUGCGGAAUAUAGAAUAGUAUUUAAAGUUUAUAUUCUAAUUUUAUAACUUCCAUGUGUUCAAUAUAUUUAUUCACAUGUCUUACAGUUCCAUUAUAUUGUAUAUAAAUAUUUGUGUGCAAUUUGAUCACAUUAAUUUUAUGUCAGCAGUAUUUAAUAUAAUUAAUCGGAUUUGUAAAUGAUAAUGAAAUUUCAUUAUCAAAUGAAGGUACUAUUAUAUAUGAAUGAAAUAUUUUAAAUAUAUUAAUUGAUAAUAAGGAAAUGGAUAGAAGACAGAAAAAAAAGGAAAGAUAAAAAAGGGGGGGAAAUUAAAUAUAUUAUGGAUAAUAAUAUUAAAAAAA
Messenger RNA from Apis cerana (Asiatic honeybee), 2055 nucleotides. RefSeq lists its product as uncharacterized. Gene Ontology annotation, cellular component: SCF ubiquitin ligase complex. Gene Ontology annotation, molecular function: protein binding. The record is from RefSeq and is a predicted model, not a curated record. NCBI's taxonomy places the organism in Eukaryota, Metazoa, Arthropoda, Insecta, Hymenoptera, Apidae. Gene Ontology annotation, biological process: SCF-dependent proteasomal ubiquitin-dependent protein catabolic process.